This is a messenger RNA of Bemisia tabaci, 3897 nucleotides long. The record is from RefSeq and is a predicted model, not a curated record. Lineage: Eukaryota; Metazoa; Arthropoda; Insecta; Hemiptera; Aleyrodidae.
UUAUGUAAUGUAUUGCCAACCUUGUAAUGCAAGAUCGUUGUUUACAUUUUAUCAUCGCUGUUCGCUUAGUGAAGUGUAGGACAUUUUACCACCUAUUUUCUCAUGGAAUAGCUUUUCUUUUUCUCUCAACCUUAGAAUUAUGUCUCAACGAUUCGCAAUGGAAAUACGAAUGCUUGUCCCGAACCUCCAGGCUUGCCCCUGCAGCUCCAAGUUUCAAGCAGAUCCUCUUUGGUCAUUGAAUUUGCUGAGACAGGUGAGAAUUUAAACAAAACUUCCUCUCUUCUAGCAAGAACUUCGGUCGUUUCCUGGCAAAUCAUUCUACUGGUAAAUCACUGGUAAAUCCCGGACCUCCAGGCUUGCCCCUGCAGCUCCAAGUUUCAAGGAGAUCCUUUUACGUCAUUGAAUUUGCUGAGACAGGUGCCAAAGCAAUGGAUCCAGCAGAUGCUGACAGGAUGAUCGAUCUUCGACGUCUAGGCAUGCCAUGGUCAAAAAUCGGGCAGAGGUUUGGAUUAACCAGGAAGCAAAUUGGCAGAUACCGGCAACGCUUUGGACUGCAGGAGCCUAAUGUGCGUGUCACUGAUGAUGAGUUGGAGUCAAUUGUUCGUCAUCUGUCCUCUGAGAAUCCAACUUGGGGUUCUGUAACCCUCAAAGGCUUACUCCUUGCCAUGGGCAUCAAUGCCUCGGAGAAAAAAAUUCGAGCUGCACUGCAAGUUGUUGACCCCAUAAAUGUUGAACUGCGAAGAAGGAGAAGGUUAACACGAAGAACAUACUACAGUCCAGGAUCUAAUUUCCUAUGGCACAUGGAUGGUCACCACAAACUCAUAAUGUAUAAUUUUAUAAUACACGGGUGCAUAGAUGGAUACUCCCGAAAACUGAUAUACUUGGAAUGCUGUUGCGACAACCUGGCAGCAACUGUGCUCAAAAUCUUUAAGGAAGGAGUGUCUCGCUCCGGUCUACCCCACAGAGUUAGAGGAGACCAUGGGGGCGAAAAUGUGGAAGUAGCUAAUUUCCUUGCAGAUUGCUAUGGCGAAGAGGGCAGAUACAUAUUUGGCACAAGCACGCACAACCAACGGAUUGAACGUAUGUGGCGUGAUGUCGGUGAGAAAGUAGUUAGUCCAUUAAAAGAUCUGUUUAUAACUAUGGAAGAAAGCGACAUCCUGGAUAUAAACAACGCCUUGGAUGUUUUCUGCCUUCAGUAUGUCUACCUUCCAAGAAUCCAAGAAAAGCUUGAUUUCCUUACAGAAGCGUGGAAUAACCACCGUGUUCGGACAAUGGAUUCCACUCCAAACCAGGCAUGGGAGGACGAUAUGCAAUCACAGCAAUUGCAUGUCUACACUACAAGCAGUGUGAACAUCAAUCGCUCUGAAGACUCAGCCAUCACCUAUAUUUCUCGGAGUUCUUACCUGCAAUCUAUUCCACGCAAUUCUCUUCGGGUAUGGAUUCAAGAAUCUAUUGCACUAAUACCCAACCCUUUGGUUGAAGAUGGAAGAAAUGGCGUCCAACAUUUUUUGAAUCUAAGAGCUCACCUCAGUAUCUCUGCAAUCUGAUGAAGUUUUUAUAGGAGAUCAACUCAAAUCAUGUUUAUUAGAGGUGUUGUCAGCUAAGUUGACGGUUGCUUACUUUCGGUUUGCAGGCGUUUUCGCAUCACUACUAUCCUCAUGAAAAUAUCUGACUCUCUCAGAAGCAAGAACACAAGCUUAGAUAAGUUUUUUAAUUCUUUCAAACCUUGUAAUACUUUAAUUUUUAGCCACACAGAAUAGAAUAGAAAUCACUUUAUUUGUUAAAAAUGCGCAAGAAGAUAAACAAACGGGUCAACUUAGAUUAAACUUAAUACUAACAUUCAAAAUUAGAAAAAUGCAUAAUAGUUAAAUUAGACAAUUCUUCGAGUGAAUUAGAUUGAAUAAACUUCUACACCAGUUCUCUAACUGCGUAGAAUUCUUUCUCCACUAGGAAUUCAGUGAUCAAUUUUGAGAAUUUUUGCAUUUCUGUGUUAUCAUCAAUUUUUAAAUCCUUUCAAGGAAGUGCAUUGUAACACAGUAAACAUUGCUUUACAUACUCGUUUUCUCUUGGUGUUAUGAACUUAUUUUUAUUUCUUGUGUUAAAAUUGUGCUGAUCUGAUAAUUUUGUAAUUUGUUUGAAGUUUUCUCGUAUGUAUGUUGCUCUCUUUAAAAUUACCAUUGCUGGAAAUGUUAGUAAUUUAUGUUUCCUAAACAACUCAUGGCAUGAAUCUUCAUUCUUCAUACCGAAAAUAAUUCUCAUCGCUAUCUUUUGCAAUUUAAAAAUUCUAUCAACUAGUUUAUCUGAGCAAAAUGACCAUGUAGAUAAACAAUAAUUCAUAUUUCCUUCUAUAAAUGAAUGAUAAAUUUGCAUAAGUUAGCUGUGUUGGCAAAAUUUUUUAAAGUAUCUUAGCACAAAGAUCCCUUUACUAAUUUUGCUUAUGCAGUUUUCAACGUGUACACUGAAACGCAGGUCAUUAUCUAUCCAAACACCCAGACAUUUAAGUACUUCUGACUCCUCGAUCCUUGUUCCACCAAUAAACAUGUCACUUGUUGCGUCAAUUUUAUUAGUGACUAGGAUAAAUUUGAUUUUUAUUUCAUUUAUAGCCAUGCCAUUAAGAUCAUGCACAGAAAUCACAACCACAUAAAAGUCGCAAAUUAUAACUAAUAAGUAGUUUCUUUACGAUACGAUCAUGAGACGGAUGUUUUCAGUGCGGAUAGCAGUGAACGCCGCUUUGUUCAGAGGCCCAAAAUCGUCGUUGGCGUCGUUGGCAAACCGAAAGUAAACAACCGUCAACUUAGCUGACGACACGUCUAGUACAUAGCAUCCUUUGUUUCUUUGUUUUUUUUAAGAUAAAAUGUGUGUGUCUUUCUUUUUGGUCCCUAAAACAGUCUUGAAUCAGCAUUUACAGUUUAAGACAGCUGGUCCGCAACUCUUGUUGAUCGAAUGAAGUUUGAUUUUGAAAUAAGUCUUACAAUUGAAUCGGCUCGUGCGAAAACCGCUAAUGUCCAGUUUAUUACUGGGAGUUUUGUGAUGAAACUUAUUUUAAGUAUCGCAAUCGUCCGGAAUUUUAUUUUUUUAACUUUAUAUGAAUGAUAAUCUACCACUUUAACAUCUUCAGAAUGAAUUUUGAUAAAAUCAAAUGGCUCCAAAACUCGACGAUUUUUACGUAUCAUGCGAAAACCGCUAAUGUCCAGAGUCCUUACUAUAAACUUACUGUAAAACUUACUGUAUUUUUGUACCUUUACUAUGUAUAAUUUGUACUUGAAGCCUAAGAUUUAGGAACAGCAAAUGUUGGGUUCUUAAUUUUGAGACAGUUUUCAAAGCUGUCUACUUUGAUGUGCAGCAAAUAGAGCUCCGCCAAAGAAUUUAUUACAGAAUGAAUCCUCCUCUAAAAAAGGAGCAUCUUCCAAGCACGUAAGUACAAUAGGCAAUACUAACUUUUAUUACUAUUGUAAUGUGCUCAUACACUCGACCCUGAAGAAGAUUAAUAAGCUUUAGGGAAUUAUUUAGCUCAAAAUUUAUUAUUUCAACGAAUUCUAACAACCGCUGCUUUUAGAUAUAACACAGUUUUUUAUUCACAUCUUAAUGAAAAAGUAUGCCAGAAGUCUGAACCUUGGUACCGAUAUUCUUGAAGGUUAGUGGGUUCCAAAAGGCAUUUUCGCUAAAAUUGGCGGAUGUUUGAUAUCUGCUGUUCAUACAGAUGUGGCCUCAUAUAUUUCAUUUAAUUUUAAGAUAACAUGUUUGUACCUAGUGUCCCAUUGUGUAAAAGACUACCUGUUAUAGUCCUACUUAGCUAAUCUUCUUAUUCCCACAGAUGUAGCUUAUUCUUUACCCCUAAUUCAAAUGUAUAUUUUGUAUAUUCUGAAGAAAUUUAAAUUAAAAAAAUUUUGGCAGAUA